AUGUCGUUCCAAGACUCGAACCAGGCGUUUGACGAUGUUUUUAGCAAUUUCCCUGCUGCAACAGACCUUUCGAUCCCAUACGAGCCGGAACCACGUCGAAAACGUCGAAAGGUACAACUCGCUUGCGAUUGCUGCCGUGCUCGCAAAGUCCGCUGUGACGGCAAACGGCCAGUUUGCGAUGUAUGCAGAAGAAGAGGAUCUGAGCAAGAGUGUCUGUAUGAGGAGGGCACGUUAAAAACGCAGAAGUACGUAUUGUGUAUGUCACGAGCUCCAGUAGUCUCAGCAUCGGAACCAGAAGCGACAGAUACUGACGAAGCUGAGUCAACCGAUGGACUGGCGACUGUCUCGUUACCUAACAAGGAUCAACAUCUGCUCUAUGGUCCGUCCUCGACGAUCGCAUUUGUCGAACACGUACUACUCAUUACAGGCGAGACUGAGGCAUUGGACCAGCCAGCGGCUGAUACAGCCGAACAUCGGGGAGCAAAGCGAUAUAGAACUGAUGCCAAAGAACAAUGCAAAGAUCUGGCUGUCCUAGAUCUUAGCUUUUGGGAUAUCGUCCAUCCGGUAUAUCCCAUUUUGCACAUCCCGACAUUCAUGCGCUUCUAUAAUCGCCUAUGGGAGCCCGGAGACGUUGAAGAUGGCAGUGAAGCAACAGAAAACCCUAUCAUGCUGGCAACACUAAAUAUGGUCCUCGCAAUUGGAUGCAGGUUUACCCACAGCCCAAAAACGGGUAACCGGGCCGCUUUGGCAGACCAGUUCUACCAGAGAGCGAGGAGGCUCGUGCCAAUCGAUACCUUGGACGAGGCGACACUACCAGUCGUCCAAUUGCUUCUGCUAAACGCUCUUCAUCUGCAAUCAACAAUGCACUCGAACCGAUGUUGGAACAUGGUAGGACUGGCGACUAGAGUGGCACAAAGCCUUGGCCUGCAUACCGAUGCACGUAAAUCCAGUUCUACUAGCCAACUAGAAAGAGAAAUGCGAAGACGAGUAUGGUACGUGUGCGUGACGUUGGACAGGCUUAUUUGCACCACGUUCGGGAGGCCGUCCAUGCUGCCGUGCAGGUCCCGUGUGCCUUUGCCGAUUACCAUCGACGACGAGUACCUUCUCGAAAUCGGAGAAGGAACUCAACCGCCAGGUUCCCCAUGUCGGCUUGGAUUGUUUGUAUAUACAAUCCGUCUUCUAGAAAUUCUUGAUGAGGUGUUGAAAUCCUUCUAUGCACAAGACGCUCAUGAGCAAGUUAUGGACAUCGAUACCCAGGAAAAAAUGCCCUUACUGGACUUGGAUGAGAUCCUUCGUCUGAACUCACAGCUGGACGUAUUUCUGGAUGGCCUCCCGGAUUAUCUGACACUACAGGGUACUUCUACAGGCUCGGGUGUCCAGCAAGAUAACACUCUUCUUCAACCAAGAAUCUUAUACUGUCGAUGUUCGGCAUGGUGGAGUGUCUACUUCACCUUCGGUGCAGCGACAGUCCUGCAAGCCUCUAUAUUGUUUAAUCCAGAUGACGAGGUAAAGAUUGCUGUUGAUCAUUCGUUAUCCCUGGCCAUGGAAAUCCUUACCUCCCUUGCUUCGGAGGUAAAAUCUUCAACAGAAGCCAUACGUGUCGUUCAGAAUCUCAAAGGUCGACUCCAACGCAUCGAACAUGCAGGAUCUUCUGUACCCACUAAGAGGAUCUGCGAUGUCCAAGCUCUCACUGAACCUUUAUCUCGAAGCUUUUUGUCUGGAAACUUUGAUAUGGGACCCAUAAUGGAUCCUUUCUUUGAUGACUGCGCUAUCCAACAGACAUUGAACAGCAUUGAUUGGGGAGCUAUUUUCGAAUCUCAAGACUAAAAGUAAAAAAAUAUCUAUCCAUCAGACAUGUUGCCCCAUGUGUCGUCUGUGUGAGGUAUACCCCAUACUUCUAUCGGCUGAUAAUUUACCUUCUCG
Fusarium oxysporum Fo47 is the source of this 1923-nucleotide messenger RNA. Its product is annotated as transcription factor domain-containing protein. The transcript is spliced from 7 exons. Gene Ontology annotation, biological process: positive regulation of transcription from RNA polymerase II promoter by galactose; DNA-templated transcription. Gene Ontology annotation, molecular function: zinc ion binding; DNA-binding transcription factor activity, RNA polymerase II-specific; RNA polymerase II cis-regulatory region sequence-specific DNA binding. The record is from RefSeq and is a predicted model, not a curated record. Gene Ontology annotation, cellular component: nucleus. Bases 1 to 1827 code for a protein of 608 amino acids. Lineage: Eukaryota; Fungi; Ascomycota; Sordariomycetes; Hypocreales; Nectriaceae.